AUGAUUUAUUUUUCUGACUUUCAUUUUGACCACUUUUCUCUGUUUUCUCGAACUAGGCAGUGGGAUCCUGUUGGUGGCCUGGAAUCUUUCACUGUUGAGCGAAUUUCCAAGGCGCAAGCUUGGCAACGUGCAGGGCGAGCUGGCCGGGAAUCUGCCGGAGUUUGUUUGCGCCUUUACACUGAUGCGCAAUAUAAAUCGAUGUCGAUGUACCCGCAGCCUGAGCUUUUACGCGUAGAUCUUGCCAGUGUACUCCUAAAUCUAGCCGCUAUCGGCAUUGAAAAUUUGCAUUCCUUUCCAUGGCUAAGCCAGCCCUGUUCUAGCUGCAUCAGCUUUAGUCUCGAUCUCCUUUCCAGGCUCGGCGCUCUUCGCCAGCUAUCAUCGGAUGUUACGACCAUAUCAUUGAUACCAGAAAAUGCCUCUUCACAUUCUGGUCCCCAGGUGUCAGCAGCGCCAUUACGAUGCGGGCACAGUAUUGACUUUACAGUGAUCCCGACUCCAGUCAAGGUAGUCAUUUCUAGUAAUGUUAUUUAUGUAAAAGAGGGAAAGGAAAAUCACUUAGCUUAUUUUCCCUUAAAAUAUGUGUAA
Messenger RNA from Protopolystoma xenopodis, 585 nucleotides. NCBI's taxonomy places the organism in Eukaryota, Metazoa, Platyhelminthes, Monogenea, Polystomatidea, Polystomatidae. The record is from the annotation of a GenBank genome assembly.